Messenger RNA from Glycine soja, 1464 nucleotides. RefSeq names its product methionine aminopeptidase 1B, chloroplastic-like. The transcript is spliced from 10 exons. Gene Ontology annotation, biological process: proteolysis. Gene Ontology annotation, molecular function: metalloaminopeptidase activity. NCBI's taxonomy places the organism in Eukaryota, Viridiplantae, Streptophyta, Magnoliopsida, Fabales, Fabaceae. Bases 55 to 1155 code for a protein of 366 amino acids. The record is from RefSeq and is a predicted model, not a curated record.
CCAUUUUCCAUUAUCCUCACUCACUCACAAACACAUACUCUUCUUCUUCUUCCAAUGGCGCUCACUGCUUCGCUCGCUAACAACGCAUUUCUGAAAAUCCCAACACUCCAUCAUGGCGAAUGCUCACUGUCUUCGUCAUCCUUCAUCGGUUCUCGGCUCACACUCUCGCGCUCUUCUACUCUUCAAGGGAACCAAUUGCUUUCGAGAAAGCAAUUCGUGGUUUUCGCGAGGAAGAUUUCGGGGUUGGAGGAGGCCAUGAAUAUCAGAAGAGAACGUGAAGUUCGAGUUGUGCCAAAGUUUAAGAAAAGGCCUCCAUUAAGGCGUGGGAGAGUAUCACCACAUCUCCCUGUUCCUGACCACAUACCAAGGCCUCCUUAUGUAGGUUCAGAUAUACUUCCAGAAAUUGCAAGUGAGCAUCAAAUUCAUGAUUCUGAAGGUAUAGCUAAAAUGAGGGCUGCAGGUGAGCUUGCAGCGCGUGUCUUAAACUUUGCAGGAACUAUGGUUAGGCCUUCCAUAACAACUAAUGAGAUUGAUAAAGCAGUGCACCAGAUGAUAAUUGAUGCUGGUGCUUAUCCCUCACCCCUUGGCUAUGGUGGAUUUCCGAAAAGCGUGUGCACAUCAGUUAAUGAGUGCAUGUGCCAUGGAAUACCUGAUUCUCGGCAGUUACAGAAUGGUGAUAUUAUUAACAUUGAUGUGACAGUCUACCUGGAUGGAUAUCACGGAGACACGUCAAAGACAUUUUUUUGUGGGGAAGUCAGUGAUGAACUGAAAAAUCUUGUUAAGGUAACUGAAGAAUGCCUGGAGAAGGGAAUAGCUGCGUGCAAGGACGGUGCUCUCUUUAGGAAAAUUGGAAAGAGAAUCAGUGAGCAUGCUGAAAAGUAUGGCUAUGGUGUAGUGGAGCGUUUUGUUGGGCAUGGUGUGGGAACAGUGUUUCAUUCUGAACCAAUUAUUAUACACAAUCGCAAUGAGAAGGCAGGCCGCAUGGUUGAAGGUCAAACAUUUACAAUUGAGCCGAUUCUUUCAAUGGGAAGCAUUGAUUCCAUUACAUGGCCUGACAACUGGACAACACUAACAGCUGAUGGUAGUCCGGCUGCACAGUUUGAGCAUACCAUUUUGAUAACUAAGACUGGAGCCGAAAUUUUGACUACAUGUUGACAUGGUAAUUCUUUGUUUAAUCCACAUUGAUCAUGUUAUGAAAUAUGAAUAUAGUUUGUGUCUAUGUUGUAAAUAUGUGCCCUUAAAUCAAUUUGCUUCUGGAAUAUUAUGCUCUGGCAAGUAAAGAUUGCCUUCAGAAGCUGUAUACCAAAUUCUUUAGUGCAUAGAAUUUUCAUAUAUGAUGGCACCAGAUAUAGAAGACAUAGAUUCAGCAGUACAUGUUUCUAUCAGAGAAUACAAACUGUCAAAAUGAAAGUUGAAUUGGUAGUCUAAUUUAGUUUGCAAGAAUAGCUUGGUUAUUGUUUGUUA